This is a messenger RNA of Rana temporaria (common frog), 3685 nucleotides long. RefSeq names its product zinc finger MYM-type protein 1-like. Lineage: Eukaryota; Metazoa; Chordata; Amphibia; Anura; Ranidae. The record is from RefSeq and is a predicted model, not a curated record. Bases 72 to 2651 code for a protein of 859 amino acids. The transcript has a single exon. Gene Ontology annotation, molecular function: protein dimerization activity.
CUACAUUUAUCAAUAAGACAUUAGAUUAAAAAAAUAGUAUUCAUUUAUGUUAAGUUUUCCAUAAGAACAACAUGUAUUUUUUUUUCACAGAUAACAAUUUAUUAUCUAACUCAAAAAUGGACAUCCGUUCAUUUUAUUCAAGGGUAAAUGUUAAGGCCCAGAAGGCUGAUAAUUCAAAAGAGCAGCAAAAAGAAAAAAGUCAGCCUGGUCCGUCUUCUUCCAUUGAGGAGUGUGAAGAGCUUGAGAAGGAUGACGUUGAAUAUGACACUGCUGAAACACUAUCAGAUGAUGAACCUUCAUUGCAGGUUGAGGACGCAAGCACCUCCUCACAAAUCAUUAUUCAACACAGUGCUUAUGAAGAGCAAUGCAGUGAAGCUGAACAGCCACAGAGUGCACAAACAUCUGCUAGCAUUGAAAAAACAAAGGUACAAGGACCAGAUGAUAUCAGCCAGUGUGCUAGUGAAGGGCCAAGACAGCCUGUAUUAAAAAAAUACCCUCAGAAACAAAUGGGGGCACGCUUAAGGUCAUUCCGUCCACAGUGGUUUGGAGCGUUUGAAUGGUUGGAAUAUUCGUUGUCCCAGGAUGCUGCAUACUGUUUCCCGUGUCGUUUUUUUUCAACAUCAAAAUAUGUCCAUGGGCAUUCUAAAAAAGUACCGUUUGUCAAUAUAGGGUACAAAAACUGGAAAAAUGCACUUGAAACAGGUAAAGGAAUAAUACAGCAUGCAAAGUCUGCUUCACACAAAGAUUGCCAUGUCAGAUGGGAGGAUUUCAAAAGGAGUGUAAGCCAGGAUACAUCCAUCCUGAAAGAUCUCACUAAAGCUCAUACACGAGAGGUCAAUGAGAAUAGACAUUACAUAAAGACAAUUGCCCAAGUUUUGUUGCUAACAGCCAAGACUAAAAUUGCCCAGCGAGGGCAUCGGUGCAGCUCAGACUAUGUCAAUCAUGGAAAUGUGCGUGAAAUUCUCUAUUUAAUUGCAGAAAAAGACAGCGUUGUAAAAAAAAAAAUGACAGGACCUAGGAAUGCAACAUAUCUGCAUCCAACUAUCCAGAAUGAACUUCUGUCCAUUAUGGCUGAUCUUGUUAGAGAAGGCAUCGCACAGAGCAUUAAAGGGAGUCCCUUUUCCAUCAUUGCGGAUGAAACUAAGGAUCUGAGUAAAUCAGAACAACUGUCUGUUGUAGUCCAAUUUUUUCAUGAUAAGAUGGUCCAUGAACGGUUCUUACAAUUCUACAGAGCAGAUAGCCUUGAUGCUGAAUCUCUAACAGGCUACAUAUUCCAGGUCCUAGCAUCUCUAGGUAUUGAUAAAAAUGAUUGUGUUGGACAAGGCUAUGAUGGAGCCUCUGUAAUGAGUGGCCGGCUUAAUGGCGUGCAAGCACGCAUUAAAAAGGAGGUGCCUUGUGCACUUUACAUUCAUUGCAUGAGUCACCGCCUCAACCUGGUAAUCGUGGACACUGUGAAGAAUGUACAGGCAGCAAAUGAAUUUUUUGUAAAACUCGAAAAGCUAUAUGUGUUUUGCAGUACAUCUGUUGUUCACUCUGUGUUUGCUAAUGUGCAACAAGAAAUGUCAGGCAAACCAGCUAUCCAGCUUAAACAAUUAAGUGACACAAGGUGGACAUGCCAACAUGCAGCCUGCAAUGCUGUUCUUAAAACGCUUGGCCCUCUGUUGGAAACUCUCAAUAUUUUGGCAGAAGGGAACCAUACUGAGAGAGCAGUUGAGGCAAAAUCCAUUCACCGGUUCAUUGAUUUCGGCUUCAUUCUGGCACUGGUGUUUUUUGAGAACAUACUAAAAAGGACCCAGACACUCUCUAACAUGUUACAAGCCAAAGAUAUUGACUUGGCAUCAGCUGUCCUUCUUGUGCAAACAAUUAUACAAGAGCUUGAAGAAGUGCGCAAUCCAGAGAGGAGACCUGAAGCUAAUUCUGGAACAAUAGAAAGUGUCUGGACAGAAGGAAUCCAACUGAGCAUCAAGUGUGGAAUAUCAGCACCAAAUGAUGAUUCUACCGAACCGCCUUCCAAGAAGCGAGAUCGUCGGCUUCCUCUCAACUUAAGAAAUGCCUUCAUUUUGGAAACUGUAGGGCAUCGAAAACAACUGCUCAAAAAAGACGAUUUCAUUCAAAUGUUCAUGUAUGUUGUUCUUGACAGAAUAAUUUCAGAGCUAAAAUCUCGAUUUUCAAAAGAUUGUCUGGAAAUCAUGGAAGGCGUACAGUCUCUGAAUCCUCGAUCAGAUUCAUUUCUUAAUUUUGAAAAAUUGCUACCAAUGGCCAAAUUCUACUCCUGCAACAUAGAAAACUUGGAGAUUGAGCUGAAACAGGCAAUGCUAACCCUACACAGAAAAAAAUCUUCAGAUGCCAUUAAGGUGGACACAAUUCUUGAGUUCACUAACUUUCUGGAGCCUUACUCUAUUCCAUUUCUUGAACUUUAUCGGCUAUGUAAAAUAGCUUGUGUUUUGCCAGUCAGUAGUGCCUCAUGUGAAAGAAGCUUUUCUGCACUAAAGUUAAUAAAAUCAUUCCUACGCACAACAAUGACUGAGGAAAGGCUUACAGAUCUUGCCACAUUGUCAAUUGAGGCCAGACUUGCAUCCCAAAUAAAUAUGGAACUUGUAGUUAGCAGGUUUGCAUCAAUCCAUAAGAAUUCACGUUUAAGCCUAUAUUAGCGUGAACGACAAAAUUUAGGUUACAUUUUUUUAUGCUGUGCACUUUAAAAGCAUAUUUGUUGUGACGUUGCACUUUAUUUUACGUGCACUUGUUUCCCUAUUUAAGAAUUGCUAUUUGAAAGUUCGAUAUUUAGAGUUAAAGGGACACUAUAGGGUCAGGAAUACCAACUGGUUAAUUUUAUUCUCCUCUGUCUGUCCUAUGAGGCUACAGGACCCCUUACCCUCUGUAUGGACAGUGCUGAUUGGCCCUGUGCUGAUCACAUGCACCCUCCCAAGAAAAAAAAAACCUCUCUAGCAAUACACACCAAACUGAGCAUGUACAGCUUGCCCCAAGACUGUACUAUCAGAAGUUGAAUUGGGGACUGUGAAAGAAGGGGAGAAUCAGAGAAGAUUAACAGCCUUUUUACACAAUGCAGAGGUUUAACCCCUUAGGCUUCAAAGCGAGUAUAACAAGCAUGCUUUACUGCAUAUACAGACUGAUUUUACUGUUGUGGGUUUAGGAACAAUUAAGCUCAAGUUGUUCUGGUGACUAUAGUGUCCCUUUAACAAAAAUAGUUACAAUUAUUGUUGUUCAUUUAUAUAACUAUAGCUUGAAUAUGUUUUGGUACAUUCCUGGAAAAAUUAUGAUUAUUAAUGCCUAUGCUUCAAAAUAGGUAUUGCAGUUCAUUUUGCAAUGUUUACCAUUAUGCCGUUUAAUAGUGUUUUUUUGUAGGGGAUUUUAAAUUAUUAUGUACAUUUCAACUAUAGACUUAAAAAAUAGCAUUAUGAAAGGCCAAACAUUCUUAGUAGUUUUUCAUGGAAGUAGGGCUAAAUCGGCUUUUUUAACAGGACAAGCCAGCUCAUUAUAGUUGGCCCUUCAUAAUGCAAAUUUUUGGCUAUGGCUAUGGGUCACGUUAAAGGGACUCUCCAGCUUCCUUCUCGGAAGUAUGCCUAGGCACUUUUUUGCUACUUGAUAAAUGUCCGCAGUUGGACUGAAAUGUUGACGUCCAAGUGUAUUGUAUGUUGCACAAAUAAAACAAAUGUGAAUUUGUAAC